CCCAAGUCUCGCCCUCAGCCGAGCGCACUACUUUCCUGUAGGUCGGCCUGAAGACCGCCAUUCUGGAAGCGUGCUGGCUCGGCUGGGUGUUCCGUUUUUCCUUUAUCCUUUUUCCUUCACUUGAAUCUACCUUAUCUCCCCACUGUGCAGUAAUCUAUUUAUGUUGCCGCUUUUUGCGGAACCUUUAUAAGGUCGGAACCCAAGCGCGGUAGGGCGCGGGCAGCUGGAGGACUGCUUUGGCAAAGGACAACCAGUUAUCUGUGGCGGGUUGGUCGGCACAGUUCCGGUGAGAGAACGCGGCCGUGAGGACUUCGGCUUUGGUUCCUGAAAUGCAUCGUCCGAAUUUUCGACCCCCGACCCCUCCUUACCCAGCCCCGGGUGUAGGAGGUUGGGGUGGCGGGAGCGGCUUCCGGGGUACCCCGGGCGGGGGCGGACCACGGCCGCCCUCCCCUCGGGACGGGUACGGGAGCCCGCACCACACGCCGCCUUACGGGCACCGGUCUAGGCCCUACGGAAGCAGCCACUCUCCGCGACACGGCGGCAGCUUCUCGGGGGGCCGGUUCGGGUCACCGUCUCCUGGCGGCUACCCUGGCUCGUACUCCAAGUCCCCCGCGGGGUCCCAGCAGCAAUUCGGCUACUCCCCGGGGCAGCAGCAGACCCACCCCCAGGGUUCUCCAAGGACAUCCACACCAUUUGGAUCAGGGCGUGGUAGAGAAAAAAGAAUGUCUAAUGAGUUGGAAAGUUAUUUCAAGCCUUCAAUGCUUGAAGAUCCUUGGGCUGGCCUAGAACCAGUAUCUGUAGUGGACAUAAGCCAACAAUACAGCAAUACUCAAACAUUCACAGGCAAAAAAGGAAGAUACUUUUGUUAACAUUUCUGAAAUUCAACUGGAAGCUUCAUGUGUCAGGAACAUCUUGGACAAAACUUUUACUUGUGAAAAUAAGUUGAACCCAAAGAUGUUGAUUUUGAAUAAUUAGUAGGGCCUUGGUAUUUUUCAUUAUAUCAAGUGUUGUUAUUAGAGAAGAAUGUAGGAUAAUUUUCAGUAUUUAGUUCUCUGAAAGUGCCUAUCACAUUUAGACUUACAGUUUCAAUAUAUUUAACAUUCCUGGUUAUAUAAUGGACAUUUGUCUUUUAAAUGUUUUUCUAAUGUUUUAAAAUAAAACAUUUUGUCUUUGUAGCUAUAUUGUGGUUUUGUGGUAUGAUAAAGAAGUAGAAUAACUAAAAUAAUGCUUUGUAAUCACUUAGAAUUUAUAGGUAAAUGUUUUGCAAAUUGUUUUUGAAAAUGAAUUAGAUAAACUAUUUCUAUCUCAUGUCUAUUCUUUUAGCUAUAGACAAUUCUAUAUUCCUAAAAAGGAAGCAAAUAGCAAAGUUCUAUUUGUAUCCACUAUAUUGUUCUACAUGCAUAUUUUAUUUAAUGCUUCUAUUGAAACACAUUGAAACUUGAUUUCAAAUCACAGAACCCCACUUAGAAUAAGUUUAUACUCAUUAAACCAGAAAAGACAAGGAUAUUCAUGCAUAGGUAGAUCAAUGUAUUUAAUCUGAAUUUCUAUCUCUUAUCACUAUAAUUAUUUACUUUUGAAACCAAAGAAGAUAUUUACCAACAAACCCAAAUAACUUCCAUCACAAAAAGAGCAUCUCUUAAUUCCAUCAGUCUUGAAGAAGUCAUACUCAGACAUGUUUUGUACUCUUAAGCCAAUUAAGUUUGACCAUUGCAGUAAGGCCCUUGAGCUUGAAUAACAUAUCCAACCUGAUAUUAGAAGACAGUUCUGUGAUCUUUAGCCCCAUUGAGCCUACUUGGAGUAGAGAAAUGGUUUCCUAAAGAAAGGAAAGCUAUGUGUAUGUAUCUAUAACAAUGGAAGUAAAAAAAAUGAAUAUUUCCUCAAUUAUGAAAAACAAAGUCAAGCCUUACAAUGUGCAAUGAAAUCUUUUUAGAUGUUUUGAAGGCACAAACUAGAUAGAGCUAGUUAAAAUUUUGUUUCAACCCCCCCCCCCCGCAAAAAAAAAAAAA
This is a messenger RNA of Ictidomys tridecemlineatus (thirteen-lined ground squirrel), 2006 nucleotides long. RefSeq names its product M-phase specific PLK1 interacting protein (gene Mplkip). Gene Ontology annotation, cellular component: nucleus; midbody; centrosome. NCBI's taxonomy places the organism in Eukaryota, Metazoa, Chordata, Mammalia, Rodentia, Sciuridae. The record is from RefSeq and is a predicted model, not a curated record.